CUCUUCCCCUUCAGUGUGAAGUAUCUAUAUUUCUACGCAAAUAUCGUUGAAAAUGGCGCUAAAAGAUUACAAAUGGAUCAACGAACCCGAAAUUUGGAAAAUAAAAGACGACGCACUAUUGGUAGAAACAGGAAAAAACACAGACUUUUGGGCGGGAACCUGGUACAACUUCUACAGACACAGCGGUCACUUUUACGGCCGGGAACUCAAAGGCGACUUUACUUAUCAGGCAUGCAUUGAGGCGGGAUUUUCUGAAAAGUAUGAUCAAGCUGGCCUAAUGAUUUACCGCGAUGAGCGAAAUUGGUUAAAAGCAGGGAUUGAAUUUAACGAUGGACAACCCGCAAUCAGCAGUGUCCUCACAAAAGAUAAUAUGUCUGAUUGGGCUACAGGAAUCUUCCCCGGUUUUCCUGGCAAAUUCUGGCUGCGCAUUUCUAAAGUCGGCAACGUUAUAUGCGUCAAGUACUCCUGUGAUAAAUCAAGCUGGUAUUUGUUAAGGCUGUGCCAGCUGCCUGAAGCUGAAAGCUGUUUUGUGGGGCCGAUGUGCUGUACUCCCGAAAGAAGCGGGUUAGAAGUCAAGUUCAGCGAAAUAGAAGUAGGAAAACCAAUCGGUGACAUUCUUCACGGUGACUGAGUUGUUACUUUUAAAUUAAGUAUAAGGUGUAAUUGCCUAAAGUGAAGUAUAAAUAAUACACACAUU
This is a messenger RNA of Plutella xylostella (diamondback moth), 697 nucleotides long. RefSeq lists its product as uncharacterized. Lineage: Eukaryota; Metazoa; Arthropoda; Insecta; Lepidoptera; Plutellidae. The record is from RefSeq and is a predicted model, not a curated record.